AUGUCUGUGUUAUUUUCAGACCCAGUCUCCUGGUUCUGCUCGCCCGCGCCGGACUACAAGCACUGGAUCAAGGCAGUUCGGCAGAUUUCGAGAACAUUAAUCAUUGUCAACAACUACCUUGAUCCAUUCCUGCUUGUGGCGGCAACUCUUGCGACAAUAGUCAUCUUCAACUUAAGCCAGACCUUUCUCCGCAGCAAACGACCCGCGAUGCUUCUCUCAGCAUGCGUGGGCCUCGCGACGACGGUUUUCCUUUUCACUACCCCGUUGCCGAUCCUGGCCGUCGACCAAACAGCUGAUCCAAAUCUGGUUGCAAAGCUCAAGGCAGCGGCAACCAUGUACGACCGACUGAACUUGCUCUCGGAUCAACAGCUGCUCUACAACUUCUCCGCCAAUCCAAUGUACUCUUGGAAACCAGGCAGCGUGUGCAAUGCCAACGCCGCAACCUGGCCCGUUCUUUCCACGGCGCGAGCCACGGUGGCCCAGCUCAAUCUAGGGCCCUGCGCCAUGCUCGCCCCGCACGUCCAUCGGGCGAAUAACCUUGUCGUCGCGGUCAGCGGGAGCACGCACACGUACAUGGUGCAGGAGAAUGGAGGUCGGCUUGUGGAGCAGGUGCUUUCGCCAGGGAUGAUGACCAUUUUCCCGGCUGCAAGCGUGCACUCGAUGUACAAUAUGGGCUGCGGAAACAACCAACUCUACUCCUUCCUGGAUGACGCCGAUCCGGGGACACUGAACAUCGCCCAGGCAUUUUUCAUGAUGCCCAAGAAUAUCGGCAUGCAAGUGAUGCCAUUCAGCAACUUGGACGACGGCAAUUGGACAGCGACAGCGCAGCAGAUCCCCGCUGUAGGCACUGGCAGUCAGGAGGGAUUCGAGGAGUGCAAGAGAAAAUGUGGCUUGGAGCAACAUAGCUUUGCUGGUGGACCUGUGAUAGCCUAG
This is a messenger RNA of Cladophialophora yegresii CBS 114405, 933 nucleotides long. RefSeq lists its product as uncharacterized. Lineage: Eukaryota; Fungi; Ascomycota; Eurotiomycetes; Chaetothyriales; Herpotrichiellaceae. The record is from RefSeq and is a predicted model, not a curated record. Gene Ontology annotation, molecular function: manganese ion binding. The transcript has 2 exons. Gene Ontology annotation, cellular component: cell wall. The coding region runs from base 1 to 933 and encodes 310 amino acids.